GGCGGAUCGUGUUGCUAAAACAAAAUUUGAAACUUGAAAAAUGGCUAUAAACUCAGACUUCUUUAAUCAAUUACAAUUAAAAUGACAGCAAUAGCAGCAACACCAGCAUUUGCAGCAUUUGAAACGCAGCUUAGAACGCUGUGUUUAACAGAAUUCCCAUGCGGAGGUGGUAGUUGGAGAGAAACUGAAGGAAAAUCACUUGCAAAGAAGACCAAAGGAACAGGAAACAGAGUAUCCAACCAUUUUUCUGUGACACUAAAAGAUUACGGGGCCCAGCAUGAAAAGACAGAGCUCUUAGAGGAAUAUGUAAAAGCCAAGAAGUCGCCCUGGAACCUGGAUUAUAGCUGGAGUGAUGAAGCGAAACAAUUGCGGGAAAUAGCAGUGAAAUCACCAUGGUUGAUUGACGACAAAUUCAUUCUAAGUCACUUUAAAACUCUACGUAUUGUAGAUAAAAAUGUGUCUGAAGUUGACCCUAAUUUACUGCAAUUUCCCAAUUUGGAAGAAUUGACGCUCACAGCAAACCUCUUGGAGACAGUGAACUCACGCAACCUUCCCCCAAACCUACAUGUACUGGAACUAUGUGCCAACAAGAUAGAAGACUUGGCAGAUUUGGUACACAACCCCCCUCCCCUUAUCCAUCUUGGUCUAGGGUACAACAACAUUACAUUCACUGAUGACUACAUCACUGGAGAAUACUGGCCUGGUGUGCUGUCAUUAGACUUGAGUCACAAUAGCCUGUGUGACCUCAUGGACAUAGUGAGAAAGCUACAGACCAUGCCAAAACUCAGGAAUCUCAUAUUACAAGGCAAUCCACUUGCACUUGUACCAGGCUACAGGGGCUACGUCAUAGACAGCAUUAGACGUCUUGAUGUCUUGGAUGAUAUUCGAAUUACCGCAGACGAGAAGCAUCAUUUCAAGGGAUUGGCAAGACGGAGAGAAUUUAUCCUAGAUGAAUGUAAAUUGAUCAUUAAAGUUCCACAUCUUAAUGGCCUUUUGAUGCCAGAUGAAAUUAAGAGGCCAGAUGAACAGCCAGAGUACCCCGUUGUCACCAGGACAUACUAUGUUCAGUUCAUGAUACCAGAGGAUCCUUCGAGCAAUGCAGAUGUCUACCAGAUUACACAGGAUGAAGAGCAGGGAUUGGCUGAUGAAGAAGCAGACCUGGUUGACGCAGCAACUAUGCAACAUUCUGACAAUCCAAAGUUAGGUCAAAAGCAGAUGACUACAAUUACGGAAAUUACGGAAGAAAUAGCCGAUGGUACAGAGUUAGUCAUAGAGCAGUCACAAACACCUGCUGCAGUGGACAUUGACAGAAAUGUGGCAUUUGCUGCCGAGAAUGAGACCUAUGAAGCACCUAUUGCUCAAGAAAAGAAAGAAGACACGAUAGUUGAAGAAGAAGCCAAAAGUAUUAAAUCAGAGUCCUCGCAACCAAGUUCAGAGAUACCCGAACAAACAUUCGUCCUGGAGGCAGCAAAAACAGACACCUGUACAUGGGCAGAGGAGGUGAACCUACUUUGGGCUAAGAUCUUUACCAGAGACAACCUGCUUGGAAUGAGAGAUUUUCUUAAACAAGGAAUGGACAUCUCUGUCAUCGAAGAGAAAGUGUUGUCUUAUCCUGUUCCUGAGGAACCGACAGAGGACAGCCGGACAGAUUCACGAAAAGAUAAAGAUGGCGCUAAAAAGGAUGACAAAAAGAGCGGGAAGAAAGAUGACAAAUCUAAAGAUAAAAAAGAUGAGAAGCCAAAAGAUGGUGAGAAAAAGAAGAAGAAAAAGGGGGAGCCUGAUGUUGAAUU
Owenia fusiformis is the source of this 1790-nucleotide messenger RNA. Lineage: Eukaryota; Metazoa; Annelida; Polychaeta; Sabellida; Oweniidae. The record is from the annotation of a GenBank genome assembly.